Capsella rubella is the source of this 2403-nucleotide messenger RNA. RefSeq lists its product as uncharacterized. The record is from RefSeq and is a predicted model, not a curated record. Bases 678 to 2201 code for a protein of 507 amino acids. Lineage: Eukaryota; Viridiplantae; Streptophyta; Magnoliopsida; Brassicales; Brassicaceae. The transcript has a single exon.
UCCCCCCCACCCCUAACAUCAAUCUUCUUCUUACAUAAACACCUCUCAUUCCCACCGUUCCCAAAAGAGAAAGCUUUUCACAAUAAAAACACAAACACAAACUCUGUUGUGUAAGUAAAAAUAAAAGAUUGGUUUUUUCUUUAUAAUAUUGUGAAUGAAAUGGGGGAGCUUUUGUUGUGUCGUCCACUAUUGAAUCCAUCAAUCUCAUCGUCUCCAUCCAUUAUUGCUUAUCUCAAAAGGUAUUCUCUGGGUUCUGAUUCUUAGAGGUCCUCUGUUCUUCAAAGUUGGCUUCUUUGAAUGUAAUUUGUAGCUAAAAAAGGGGAUAUUUUUGUUUUUAAGAUAGAAAAGAUUUCGAUAUGUAUAUCUCACGGAUGGGUUUGAGUCGGAGUUUCCCGCCGCUUUUUGGGGGAUUUCGGGAAAUUCUAGGGUUAGGGUUGGAUAUUGUGUUUCUCUAGCAGUCUUCUACUUAUAACAUCUCUUCAUCUUGAGAUUGAAAGAGGUCUUUUUUUUUUUUAAUUUGUUUUCUGGGAAUCGAGAUUUGGGAUCUUACUCGAUAUGUGGGUUAAUUGGGAGAUCUGGGAUUUGGGAGAUCUUGUGGAGGAUUGAAAGAAAAAAAAGCUUUUAUAGAUAUAACAGAAAUGGACAACAAGUGAAGAAGGUGAAGUGUUUUUUGUGAAAUGAAAGGUUCUAUUCUUACUGUUUUGUCAAUGGAGAAUCAUCAUCCUUCUACGCUCUUAUCUAUGGAUUCCAGUGGUUCUUCGCAUGAGGAACUUGAUCUGGAGAUGAACAAUGGUAAUAGGCAAAUCACUCUUUACAAUCCACCAGACAUCAAUCUCCCUUUGUCUGUCGGACGAAGCUCUCCUUCGUGGAACUUGGAUUCUUGUGAUAACAUUUUGGAUGUUGGUCUGAGCUCUCAUGUCUACGAGACCGAGACGUUUCUCAAUGUGGUUCCCAGUAAAGUCGCUAAGAAAUGCUUGAAGCGAGGUGAUAGUAUGUGGGGAGCUUGGUUUUUCUUUAGCUUCUACUUCAGACCUGCGUUGAACGAGAAAUCAAAGUCUAAGGUCAUUAGGGAAACUAGUAAUGGCGGAGGAGCAGGGUGUUUUACUGGGUUUGAUAAAUCUGAUCUCAAGCUGGAUGUUUUUCUUGUUCAGCAUGAUAUGGAGAACAUGUAUAUGUGGGCUUUUAAGGAUAAACCCGAGAAUGCUCUCGGGAAAAUGCAGUUGAGAAGCUAUAUGAAUGGGCAUUCCCGUCAGGGCGAGCGUCCCUUUCCCUUCAGCGCGGAGAAAGGGUUUGUUCGGUCUCACCGAAUGCAGAGGAAGCAUUACAGAGGACUCUCUAACCCUCAGUGUCUUCAUGGGAUCGAGUUUGUGCCUUCUCCCAGUUUGUUGUGUGUCAGUGAAGAAGAUAAGAAGAGAUGGAUGGAGCUGACCGGUCGAGAUUUGAAGUUCACUAUCCCUCCUGAUGCUAGUGAUUUCGGUUCAUGGAGAAAUCUUCCCAACACGGAUAUUGAGCUUGAGAGACCGCCUCAUGUUACAAAACCGGCACUAAAUAACGCCAAGAAGAUUCUCAGUGGAUCGGGCUUACAUUUGACAAGUAAUGCGUCAUUCAGUAGCAAUGGGGACUCUUCUGAUCAAUCUCCAGGUGGGGGAGUCAACAACAACAACAAGAAGAGAAAAGAGUUUUUAUCUCCUGGAAGCAGCGAAGAAGAAUGUUGUUUGACUGUUAACAACAUUGAGACCCACCAUGCCAAGGACCCUCCCAGUUGGGUAAACGACUUCACUGGAGUGAUGAAGAAUAGCUGCGGACCCGUCACUGCAGCAAAAACGGUGUACGAGGACGAAGAAGCUUAUCUGGUUGUAAUAACUCUUCCAUUUGUGGAUUUGAACACCGUGAAGGUUUCAUGGAGGAACAAUAUCACAAAUGGGAUCGUGAAGGUCACAGCAUUGAGCACUUCGAGAGCUUCGUAUGUGAAGAGACGGGACCGGACUUUCAAGCUGGUUGAUCAGACGGCAGAGCAUUGUCCUCCGGGGGAAUUCAUGAGGGAGAUACAAUUGCCAAAUCGGAUUCCGGAAGAAGCAAAGAUCGAAGCAUAUUUUGAUGGGACUGGACCAGUUUUAGAGAUUGUGGUUCCAAAAUUGAGAGGAGGAAUGGAGGAAGAACACGAGGUUAGAGUUUGUCUACGCUCACACCACCUCGGAUAGAAGAUGCAACCAUCUUUUUGUAAGAGCAUUUUGUUGUACAAUGGGAAAAUAAGCAGAAGCAAAAGCACAAGUGCUGUUUUUUAAUUAUAACUUUUUCACUUUAGUUUUUCGUCUUCGGUUGCAAUAUGUAUUUUAUUCUUCAGAGCAAGUUGUAUUUAACAAUAGUUCAAUUUGAUUAGUAUACAAGGUUUUUUGUUUCCCA